Molecule: messenger RNA, 7511 nt
Organism: Balaenoptera acutorostrata (minke whale)
Lineage: Eukaryota; Metazoa; Chordata; Mammalia; Artiodactyla; Balaenopteridae
Gene: ACAN
Product: aggrecan
Exons: 18
Coding region: 396-6668 (2090 amino acids)
Biological process (GO): cell adhesion
Molecular function (GO): hyaluronic acid binding; calcium ion binding
Source: RefSeq, a predicted model, not a curated record
CACCGCGCGCCGUGCCCGCCUGCCCACCUACCUUCCCGCUGCUCCAGAGGGGCCUCGCAGAGCUGAGGACGCGCGCGGCGCUGCUCAAGUCUCUCUCUCAGCACCCUCGCCGGCCGGCAUCUGACACGGGUGCCAGGGGGCUCCGGGCGCCUUUCAGUGUCCCUUCCCUAGGCCGGCCGGGACUCCGCAACCCAGACGCUGCCGCUGCGGCCACCGCCCGAGGGGACCUGCGGACAGGACGCCGGCAGGAGGAGGGGUGCGCAGCGCCCUCCCAGAGCGUCUCCCCCUCUGCGCGGCGAGACCCGGGCCUCCUGGCCCCAGGAGACCCCGCCGCCUCGCCAAGUGUACGGGACUGAAGUUCUUGGAGAAGGGAGCCCAACUCUUCAAGGUGAACUAUGACCACUUUACUCUUCGUGUUUGUGACUCUGAGGGUCAUCGCGGCAGCCAUCUCAGUAGAAGUUUCAGACCCUGACAGCUCGCUGAGUGUCAGCAUCCCUGAACCGUCCCCGCUGCGGGUCCCCCUGGGGAGCUCCCUCACCAUCCCCUGCUACUUCAUCGACCCCAUGCACCCCGUGACCACCGCCCCCUCCACCGCCCCCCUCACCCCAAGAAUCAAGUGGAGCUGUAUUUCCAAGGAGAAGGAGCUGGUGCUGCUGGUGGCGACUGAAGGGCAGGUGCGGGUUAACAGUGCCUACCAAGACAGGGUCACGCUACCCAACUACCCGGCCAUCCCCAGCGAUGCCACCCUGGAAAUCCAGAACCUGAGCUCCAAUGACUCUGGGAUCUAUCGCUGCGAGGUGAUACAUGGCAUCGAGGACAGCGAGGCCACCCUGGAGGUCGUGGUGAAAGGCAUCGUGUUCCAUUACAGAGCCAUCUCCACACGCUACACCCUGGACUUCGACAGGGCGCAGCGGGCCUGCCUGCAGAACAGCGCCAUCAUCGCCACGCCCGAGCAGCUGCAGGCCGCCUAUGAGGACGGCUUCCACCAGUGCGACGCCGGCUGGCUGGCAGACCAGACUGUCAGGUACCCCAUCCACACUCCAAGGGAAGGCUGCUAUGGGGACAAGGAUGAGUUUCCCGGCGUAAGAACCUACGGCAUCCGUGACACCAAUGAAACCUAUGACGUGUACUGCUUCGCAGAGGAGAUGGAGGGCGAGGUCUUUUAUGCAACAUCCCCGGAGAGGUUCACCUUCCAGGAGGCAGCCAAUGAGUGCCGGCGGCUGGGUGCCCGGCUGGCCACCACGGGCCAGCUCUACCUGGCCUGGCAGAGUGGCAUGGACAUGUGCAGCGCCGGCUGGCUGGCCGACCGCAGCGUGCGCUACCCCAUCUCCAAGGCCCGGCCCAACUGCGGGGGCAAUCUCUUGGGCGUGAGGACCGUCUACCUGCACGCCAACCAGACGGGAUACCCCGACCCCUCAUCCCGCUACGACGCCAUCUGCUACACAGGUGAAGACUUUGUGGACAUCCCAGAAGAUUUCUUCGGGGUGGGUGGUGAGGAGGACAUCACCAUCCAGACGGUGACCUGGCCUGAUGUGGAGCUGCCUUUGCCCCGAAACAUCACCGAGGGUGAAGCCCGAGGCAGCGUGAUCCUCACGGUGAAACCCGUCUUUGACGUCACCCCUACCGCCCUGGAGCCCGAGGAGCCCUUCACUUUUGCCCCCGAAGUAGGGGCCACCACCUUCUCUGAGGCCGAGAACAGGACUGAAGAGGCUACCCAGCCCUGGGCCUUUCCCGAGGAGUCCACAUCUGGCCUGGGCGCUCCGACAGCCUUCACCAGCGAGGACCUCGUCGUGCAGGUGACUGCAGCCCCAGGUGCAACCGAGGUCCCUGGGCAGCCACGACUGCCAGGGGGAGUUGUGUUCCACUACCGCCCGGGCUCCUCCCGCUACUCACUGACCUUUGAGGAGGCCCAGCAGGCCUGCCUGAGCACCGGGGCCGUCAUCGCCUCACCCAAACAGCUCCAGGCCGCCUAUGAAGCAGGCUACGAGCAGUGUGACGCCGGCUGGCUGCAGGACCAGACCGUCAGAUACCCCAUUGUGAGCCCACGGACCCCGUGUGUGGGUGACAAGGACAGCAGCCCGGGGGUCCGGACCUAUGGCGUGCGACCACCAUCAGAAACCUACGAUGUCUACUGCUACGUGGACAGACUCGAUGGGGAGGUGUUCUUCGCCACACGUCUGGAGCAGUUCACCUUCCAGGAAGCACAGGAGUUCUGUGAAUCCCAAAACGCCACACUGGCCACCACGGGCCAGCUCUAUGCUGCCUGGAGCCAAGGCCUGGACAAGUGCUACGCCGGCUGGCUAUCUGACGGCAGCCUCCGCUACCCCAUCGUCACCCCAAGGCCUGCCUGCGGCGGGGACAAGCCAGGUGUGAGAACCGUCUAUCUCUACCCCAACCAGACAGGCCUCCUGGACCCGCUGUCCCGGCACCACGCCUUCUGCUUCCGAGGCAUCUCGGCGGCGCCCUCUCCAGGAGAAGAGGAGGGUAGCGCACCCACAGAGCUCCCUGAGGUGGAAGACUGGAUCGCUACUGAAGUGGGGCCCAGCGUGGCUGCGGUCCCUGUUGGGGAGGAGACGACUGCAAUCCCAGAAUUCACCACUGAGCCAGAAAACCAGACGGAAUGGGAGCCCGCCUACACGCCAGCGGGCACUUCCCCACUGCCAGAGAUCCCUCCUACGUGGCUUCCCACUAGCGCAGCAACAGAGGAGAGCACAGAAGGCCCUUCUGCAACGGAAGUGCCCUCAGCCUCGGAGGAGCCAUUGCCCUCAGAAAAGCCGUUGCCCUCAGAAGAACCAUUCCCCUCAGAGGAGCCAUUCCCCUCAGAGGAACCAUCCACACUUACAGCUCCAGUGCCCAGCAGGACUGAGCUGCCAGGCUCUGGGGAGGUAUCUGGGGUGCCUGAAGUCAGUGGUGACUUCACAGGCAGUGGAGAAAUUUCAGGACACCUAGAGUCCAGUGGGCAGCCCUCAGGGGAAAUUGCAAGUGGACUGCCCUCUGAAGACCUUGACUUCAGUGGGCUCACCUCUACAGUGGUCUCAGGCCUGCCUGUGGAAAGCGGACUGGCUUCAGGAGAUGAAGAUAGAAUUACGUGGACCAGCACUCCUGAAGUUGACAGGUUGCCCUCUGGAGGUGAGGUCCCAGAGGGCUCUGUCUCUGGAGUAGGGGACCUCAGUGGACUGCCUUCUGGAGAAGGUCCAGAAGUCUCUGCUUCUGGAGUAGGGGACAUCAGUGGACUUCCUUCUGGAAGAGAGGACCUAGAGACCUCUGUCUCUGGAGUAGAGGACCUCAGUGGACUUCCUUCUGGAGAAGGUCCAGAAGUCUCUGCCUCUGGAGUAGGGGACCUCAGUGGACUUCCUUCUGGAGGAGAGGACCUCAGUGGACUUCCUUCUGGAGAAGGUCCAGAAGCCUCUGCCUCUGGAAUAGAGGAUCUCAGCAGACUUCCUUCUGGAGAAGGUCCAGAAGCCUUUGCCUCUGGAGUAGAGGACCUUAGUGGACUUCCUUCUGGAAGAGAGGGUCUAGAGACCUCUGCCUCUGGGGUAGGGGACCUCAGUGGGCUUCCUUCUGGAGAAGGUCCAGAAGCCUCUGCCUCUGGAGUAGGGGACAUCAGUGGACUUCCUUCUGGAGGAGAGGGUCUAGAGACCUCUGUCUCUGGAGUAGAGGACCUCAGUGGACUUCCUUCUGUAGGUGAGGAUCAUCUAGAGACCUCUGCUUCUGGAGUAGGGGACCUUAGUGGACUUCCUUCUGGAAGGGAAAGUCUGGAGAUCUCUGCUUCUGGAGCUGAGGAUCUUAGUGGGUUGACUUCUGGAAAAGAAGACUUGAUUGGGUCAGCUUCUGGAGUCUUGGACCUUGGCAGAAUACCUUCUGGAACUCUAGGAAGUGGGCAAGCUCCAGAAGCAAGUGGCCUUCCCUCUGGAUUUAGUGGUGAGUAUUCUGGGGUGGACCUUGGAAGUGGCCCAUCUUCUGGCCUUCCUGACUUCAGUGGACUUCCAUCUGGGUUCCCAACUGUCUCCCUAGUGGAUACUACAUUGGUGGAAGUGGUCACAGCCACCACUGCAGGUGAACUAGAAGGAAGGGGAACCAUUGGCAUCAGUGGUGCUGGAGAAACAUCUGGGCUGCCCUUCAGUGAGUUGGACAUUAGUGGAGGAGCAAGCGGACUCUCUUCAGGAGCUGAACUCAGUGGCCAGGCAUCUGGGUCUCCUGACAUCAGUGGGGAAACAUCUGGACUCUUUGGUGUCAGUGGACAGCCAUCAGGGUUUCCUGACAUUAGUGGGGGAACAUCUGGGCUUUUCGAAGUCAGUGGGCGGCCAUCAGGGUUUUCUGGGGAAACAUCUGGUGUGACUGAGCUUAGUGGACUGUCCUCCGGACAACCAGAAAUCAGUGGAGAAGCUUCUGGAGUUCUUUCUGGCAUUGGUCCACCAUUUGGCAUAACUGACCUGAGUGGAGAAACGUCCGGGAUCCCUGAUCUCAGUGGGCAGCCAUCAGGGUUACCAGGGUUCAGUGGGACAACAUCCGGAAUCCCUGACCUGGUUUCCAGUGCUGUGAGUGGCAGUGGUGAAUCUUCUGGCAUUACAUUCGUGGACACCAGUUUGGUUGAAGUGACCCCAACUACAUUUAAAGAAGAAGAAGGUUUAGGGUCCGUGGAACUCAGUGGCCUCCCUUCAGGAGAGGCAGAUCUCUCAGGCACAUCUGGGAUAGUGGAUGUCAGUGGACUAUCUUCUGGAGUAAUUGACUCCAGUGGGUUUACACCCCAGCCUCCGGAAUCCAGUGGCCUGCCAAGCAGAGUAGCUGAGGUCAGUGGCGAGUCCUCUGGAGCUGAGAGUGGGAGCAGCCUGCCCUCCGGAGAAUAUGACGGCCGUGGACUUCCAUCUGGUUUCUCCACUGUCUCUCUUGUAGACAGAACUUUGGUGGAAUCUGUAACCCAGGCUCCAACAGCCCAAGAAGCAGGAGAAGGGCCUUCGGGCAUUUUGGAACUUAGUGGUGCCCCUUCUGGGGCACCAGACAUGUCCGGAGACCAUUCGGGACUUUUGGACCGAAGUGGACUUCAGUCUGGACUGGUAGAGCCCAGUGGAGAGCCAUCAAGUACUCCAUAUUUUAGUGGGGACUUUUCUGGCACCACUGAUGUAAGCGGAGAAUCCUCUGCACCCACGAGCACAAGUGGGGAGGCCUCAGGACUUCCAGAAGUUACUUUAAUCACUUCUGAGUUCGUGGAGGGUGUUACUGAACCAACUGUUUCCCAGGAACUGGGCCAAAGACCCCCUGUAACAUACACCCCCCAGCGUUUUGAGUCCAGUGGAGAAGCCUCUGCCUCUGGAGAUGCACCAAGGUUCCCCGGGUCUGGGGUAGAAGCAUCAUCAGUCCCAGAAUCUAGCAGCGAGACGUCCGCCUAUCCUGAGGCUGAGGUGGGAGCAUCUGCUGCCCCCGAGGCCAGCGGAGGCACUUCCAGGUCCCCUGAUCUGAGUGAAACCACCUCCGCCUUCCAUGAAGCUGAUCUGGAGGGAGCCUCAGGCCUGGGAGUGAGAGGUAGCACCUCAGCCUUUCAGGAAGGCCCCAGGGAGGGCUCGGCUGCCCCGGAAGUGAGUGGAGAGUCAACCACCACCUAUGAUGUGGGCACAGAGGCAUCAGGUUCACCUUCGGCUACUCCCGUGGCUUCUGGAGACAGGACUGAAAUCAGCAGAGACCUGUCUGGUCACACCUCGGGGUUGGAUGUUGUCAUCAGCACCACCAUCCUGGAAUCCAAGUGGACUCAGCAGACCCAGAGCCCUGCAGAGGCGCAUCCAGAAAUCGAGUCCUCAAGCCCCGUGCACUCAGGAGAAGAGACCCAAACAGCCGAAAUACCCACCUCCCCAACUGAUGCUUCCAUCCCAACCUCUCCAGGAGGGACAGAUGAAUCAGAGGCAACCAUGGCAGACGUUGACGAGUGCCUCGCAAGCCCUUGUCUGAAUGGAGCCACCUGCGUGGACGCCAUCGACUCUUUCACAUGCUUAUGCCUUCCCAGCUACCAAGGGGACCUGUGUGAGAUCGACCAGAAGCUGUGUGAGAAGGGCUGGACCAAGUUCCAGGGCCACUGUUACCGCCACUUCCCCGACCGGGCGACCUGGGUGGACGCCGAGGGCCAGUGCCGGAAGCAGCAGUCCCACCUGAGCAGCAUCGUCACCCCUGAGGAGCAGGAGUUUGUCAACAACAAUGCUCAGGACUAUCAGUGGAUCGGCCUGAAUGACAAGACCAUCGAAGGAGACUUCCGCUGGUCAGAUGGACACUCCUUGCAAUUUGAGAACUGGCGCCCCAACCAGCCUGACAACUUCUUUGCCACUGGGGAGGACUGCGUGGUGAUGAUCUGGCAUGAGAAGGGCGAGUGGAAUGACGUUCCCUGCAAUUACCAGCUGCCCUUCACGUGUAAAAAGGGCACAGUGGCCUGCGGAGAGCCCCCCAUGGUGGAGCACGCCAGGAUCUUCGGGCAGAAGAAGGACCGGUACGAGAUCAAUUCCCUGGUGCGGUACCAGUGCACCGAGGGCUUUGUCCAGCGCCAUGUGCCCACCAUCCGGUGCCAGCCCAGCGGGCACUGGGAGGAGCCUCGGAUCACCUGCACAGACCCCUCCACCUACAAGCGCAGACUACAGAAGCGGAGCUCACGGCCCCUGCGGAGGAGCCGCCCCAGCACGGCCCACUGAGAGGAGCUUCCAGGACGUGCCCAGGAUGCUGAGCCCAGGAGCCUUGCCAGGCUGACAUCCCACAGGGAUGGUGUCCUCUCCUUGUCGCUUUCUGUCAUAUAAGGAAUUCCAUUAAAGAAGGAAAAAAAAUAAAUCCCACAUUGUGUAUGCACCCACCCACCCCCUCAAAUCGCCAAAACUGCAUCUAAUUUUCCUCCCAAAUGCCAAAGCAAAGCAAACGUAUUGUAACCCGUGGACUGAGUUUAGAGACGUUUCUUCAAUCUCCCGUUGUGCCUUUCCAGGGACCAGCGCAGGGACAGGGGGAGAAGGCGAGGGGUUAAGUUAAAUAAAGAAGGUAAUUUUUUGUUUCCUGACUUAUCCAAGAGCAGUGCAAUCGUUGGUUCUUUCACCUCCAGGGAGAGCUAGGGAGGAGGGAGGACGGGGCAGAGGCCUGAGGGCAUGAAGAGUGCGGAACCGCAGCUGAAUGUAUGGGAUGAGACGGAGUAGGAGGGCUGCACCAUCUGUGCGGGGGAGAAGCCUGGGGGAGAGGGGGUGGCUUCCGGCCGCAGGUGAGCGGGCAGGAGAGAGCCAUCGAGGGAUCUUCCAAAGCGUGGGGGUCGGGUUCCCUCCGAGGGUCCCUCUUCCUCUCACCCGGGUCUGCCACCCUAGCAGGUGUCGAUCUCCAUCUCGGCAGGGCUGGGCGGGGGGCAUUUCCUUCCCGGUGGGAGUGCCGCCCAACCCUCCCCCCUCCCUCCCCCACCCCCGGGACCGUGCAGGCACCAGGGUUCCGUGCACCUAUUUAUAUUUUUGAAAACUAAAGAUUAUGAUAAUUAUAAUGAUAAUAAAGACAUUGGAAGAGAUCUA